Polyodon spathula (Mississippi paddlefish) is the source of this 3521-nucleotide messenger RNA. Its product is annotated as ceramide synthase 2-like. Bases 629 to 1831 code for a protein of 400 amino acids. The record is from RefSeq and is a predicted model, not a curated record. NCBI's taxonomy places the organism in Eukaryota, Metazoa, Chordata, Actinopteri, Acipenseriformes, Polyodontidae. Gene Ontology annotation, biological process: ceramide biosynthetic process. Gene Ontology annotation, molecular function: sphingosine N-acyltransferase activity; DNA binding. The transcript is spliced from 11 exons. Gene Ontology annotation, cellular component: membrane.
CAUCUUCACUCUAGAAAGAACAAUGAAUUAUUCCUGUGUUUUUUUUUUAAACCACGACCUUUGUUUUAAGGAAGAUUGAAUACUAAAAGCAACAGAUCCAGGCUUUGUAAAGUAGAUAACAAAUAUUAAUUAAGACAUAAUAGAGCUAAAAGGACCGUGUGUAUAAAAUUAAACGCCUCCUCUGUAUCGCGUGUGUCCUCAUAAAUACCAUAACGACUCGGUGAUUUCACGCGAUCAGGGUUUGAUUUCCAUAUUUUUAAAAUGUUGCAAAUUUAAAACAAAAUUAAUAUUUAGAAUUGUUUUUUGGUAUCACCAAAACAUUACCGAUGAGCCAUAUCGGUAAUGUAAUUGCUGAUGGCAGGAUACUGAGCAUUAACUGUUGUAAGAGCUUGACCGUGCAGGGUGCAGAGGUGUGUGUCUGAAUGGAUACAGUACCAGGGGCAGCAGCCGGUGAUAAAUUCCCCUGCGAAGGCGGCGCUCGGCGGUUCAGCUGUUUGUUUGAGCCCAGCGUUUGGUGGAGAAGCACGCCGCGUCACCUUCCUUCCACGUCCGUGUCUCUCCGGUGUUUGGAGCAGGACAGGUACGCGCAGUGUUUGUUCAGGGUGUAGCGGAGAGCUGCUGCUCACAGAUGGAGUCUCUCUUGGACCGCUGGCUGUGGCGUCAGGAGUACUGGCUCCCGCCAGGCGUCACGUGGGCUGACAUGGUAGAGACAGAGAGCGUCCAGUACCCGCAGCCUCGCGACCUGCUCAUCACACUCCCCCUCUCCCUGGUCUUCAUCGCUGCACGCUACGCCUUUGAGAGGCUGGUGGCGCUGCCCCUGAGCUGGAAAAUGGGAGUGAGGGACACCACCCGGCCGGUUCUGGCGGUCCAGAAUGUGACCCUGGAGGUGUUUUAUAAGCAGCAAAGCAGGAGCCCAUCACAGAGUCAAUUCCACAGCCUAUCUAAACAGUGUGACCUCUCCCAGAGACAAAUCGAGAGGUGGUUCCGUCUCCGUAGAAACCAAGACAGGCCCAGCAACAGCAAGAAGUUCUGCGAGGCCUGCUGGAGAUUUACCUUCUAUAUGAUAGCCUUCCUCGCUGGCCUGGCUGUUUUGGUUGAUAAACCCUGGUUUUGGGACCCAAGUGAAUGCUGGGUUGGCUAUCCACAGCAACCCCUACAGACCUCCCAGUACUGGUACUACAUGACUGAACUGGCCUUUUACUGGUCUCUGCUGCUCAGAGUCUCGUUCGAUGUCAAACGAAAGGAUUUUAAGGAGCAGGUCAUCCAUCACAUCGCCACCAUUUUCCUGAUGGGAUUCUCGUACUGUGCUAAUUACAUCAGAGUGGGAACACUGGUGCUGCUGGUGCACGAUGCCUCUGACUAUCUCCUGGAGUCAGCUAAGAUGUUUAACUACGCCGGCUGGAGGAGGGUGUGUGACUCCCUGUUUUUCGUUUUCACUGCUGUCUUUCUGGUGACCCGGCUUGUGGUGUUUCCAAGCAAAGUGCUCUACACCACCUGGUAUCUCUCCAUGGAGAGCUUCCAGCCCUUCUUUGGCUAUUACUUUUUCAACGCCCUGCUCCUGGUCCUGCAGCUCCUCCAUGUUUUCUGGGCCUUGCUCAUCCUGCGCAUGGUCUGGAAGUUUGUCGUCCAGGGCAGGGUUGAGCGAGAUGAGAGGAGCGAUGAGGAGGAGAAUCACACAGAGGAGGAGGAAGAGGAGGAGGAGGAGACUCGCUGGGAGAGGAGGAAGUGCACCUUCGACUCCAAACUCCCCUCGCUGGCCAACAACUGCGUGUUCAACAAUUUAACCAACCAGAGGAAUGGCACACCCAGCAGGCAGCCAAAAGCCCGGUAGCGCUAAAGCCAUCUACUGGUGGGAGGCUGAAUUGCUCCCAUUGUUUUGUAUUCAUAUAUUUAUUUUUUUUGGCUUUUUACAGAUUUCAAGGUGAUUUUUUUUUUUUUGUGGCUAAGUGCUGCAAAGGUAUUAGGAUUGCACAAUAUCUUUUAGUUUAUUAUUAUUAUUAUUAUUAUUAUUAUUGGUAUUUACAUUUGUCAGCGCUAGAACUAAAUAAGAUAUCCAUUUGUCAUUUUGCAGCAGUUACUUUAUUAUGCGUACUCGCCUGUCUGUCGUUUUUGUUAAACAUCUAAAAGGUUUUAAUGUCAUUCUCAAUUGCAGAUUUUUACAACAAAACGUAUAGCCCCCUGUACACUGCUGUAUUGGCUAUCUCUGUGCCUCCAAGAGUGAGAAUAGUGCGCCCCCUUGUGUACAUUCUAAGGAAUUACAAGCACAGCCACCACAGGUAACGAUCACCUGCUUCACAAUGGCUGGGUUUCGUUCAAUGAGAUAAUAGUGAGCUCCACAGUUUCGUGUAGACUUGACUUUCCCGUUAAAUGUAGGAAGUGAUUACUAAAUAUGGCGAUACAGUAAAAUGAGAAGUGGCCAUUGGUUAAAAUCCUAAGCAGCAGCCAACAGGAACUGGGCCAGAAGUUUAAAACAGCUAGCAUACGGUACUGAUUUUAAAUGCUCUGUUUAUUAGGAUGUGUUUUUUUUUUUUUUUUUUUUGUUUUUUUUAAAUAUAUAUAAAGCAAACAAAUCUGAAAACCCACCAACAGAAAAAUACAGCAUAUGAACUGUAUCUCCAGUACAUCAUUGAAACCUAUGAACUGCAUAUCUAGUACAUCAUCUGAAACCCUUUUCUCUAAUGCCUCCCAUUGGCACAUGGCAUGAGGAUGGUGAUGAUCGCACUCCACACCAGCAGAGAUCCUCUUGCUGAUAAUAAAGGUGACACUUGGCAAUUGGUUUCAGUAGAGCCUGGGAGUCUCCAGCUAUGGAAUUACUAGGGUGUAGGGGUGAGGCAGGGAGUGAAACUGAUUGACCUUUUUAACUGUGACUCGCAACUUUUAUAAUAAUAAUGGUGAUAAUAAUAAUUGGAUUCAGAUAUCUUUUGCAUUGUUUUCUAAUGAGCCCAAAAAGGGGAGUCGGCACCCAACAGAAUAUUAAGAGUUCAUGCUAUAUAAUGUGUUUAACUUAUUGCACGUGCUUGUGUCUGAACAAUGCUCCAUUCUCCUGUUGCCCUCACACGUGUAUGCUAAUACAGCCCAGUGGAUUUACUGAGACUGAAUGACUGUGUUGUAACAGGAGGGCCAUGAUAUUACUGUGAUGGUACUCCCAAUUGUACAAGCCUCUGUUUCCAAACCAAAACGAAUGCAGAGCCUCAUCAAUCUAAAUACACUGUUUAAACUGUAAAGCACCUCGAUCUAUUAAGUGUACCAACGCACAGUCACAGAGCUGCUGUACCACUCACCCGCCUGUAGUUGCUGGAGCUCUCGGGUCGGGUCAGACUGAAGGGGGCGUGUCUGUCGUACCCCUGGUAAAAUGGAGGCCCUGGUUGUAACAUAAUGAUGGUCCGGUCAGAAGCAAAACUGUUGUCAGUGUGCUGCAUGGCAGGGGGUGGAGCGGUUCAGUGUUGAGGUUUGUUCUCAAGACAGCCAGCUUCUAUGUUGUUGUUUUUUUUUAUUUUAAUAAAGUAUAUUUUAUUGCACAA